Molecule: messenger RNA, 1941 nt
Organism: Blastocystis hominis
Lineage: Eukaryota; Bigyra; Opalinata; Blastocystidae
Exons: 11
Coding region: 1-1941 (646 amino acids)
Molecular function (GO): metal ion binding
Source: RefSeq, a predicted model, not a curated record
AUGAAUCCGACUGGAGGAAAAAAGAAGAAGCCCAUUCCUUGCCGAUUUUGGUUACAAGGCAGCUGUCGCUAUGGAGACGACUGUGAAUAUAUGCACUCUAUGGAGGUACCAAAGGCAACCAAUUCCUCCAAAACGCAAGCAGCCGCUUCCACUGUCAAGGAAAAUAAAUCCCAGUCGCUGAAUGUAGUGAAUCUAGAUUUCAAAAUCAGUCCACUGUUAUUUGGAAAUGGCGUUGUGUCUUUCAAUCGGAACCACGGCCUUCUGUUUGGAGCGAUGGUUCCCGAAGACUUCUUUUCCGAGUCUGCAAGCAUUUUUAGUAUGACAUCUAGAACGGAGACGAAUUUCAUCAAAUAUCUGAGUCGUGACUUGCAGGUUCUCCUCAAAAUGCCAUUCAACCAUUUCAUAAGCCACGUUCUCUGUGACGAGAACUUCCAAAAGACGAUCCAGACCUUCUUCCUCUACGCUCCUCGCAUCUACGACCCCAAACACGCGUAUUCCACGAUCGCUCCCAUCUACUCUCUCCUCUUCCACGUUUACUACCGUCUCGUCAUGGAUUCUGCCGGCCAAACCGAGUUCUCCAAAGCAGUUCCCGCGUUCGGAGGCCUGGGCAAAACCUACUGGGAAGUGGUGUGUUCGAAAGGAAUUCUGAACGUGAUCACGUUCGUGGAUUGGUGCUGUCUGCUCGGCGUGAAGAACCAAGGAAUUCUAAACGAACUGAUCGAUCACGUGGAGUCGCAACGCGCCGUUUUCCACGACGAAAUCAUCGGAUUCUUCAUGGAAGUGAACGGGAAAUUGGAAGACAUGGCGACUCGCCUGCUGGACGAAAGCGAAUCGAAGGCGAAUCGAUCGGAAUACGUUUUGUUCGUGCGAGAUAUCAUCAAUUCCUGCUCGACGCUGCCUAUUGCGUCGUGGAUGACGUUUCCUCGCUGCUGUUCCAUUCGAAUUCGAAGCUCAUUCUCUCGGCCGUACAUCGUGGACUACUUCGAUUUGCUCUGCGAAAAACUGAUUUUCUGCUACGGCGAUCCUUCGCUCACCCCCACACUCCCUUCCAUUUCCGAUUCCUCCCUCCAAUCCGUUUUCUUCGGCUAUCUCCGCGAGAAUCUCUCCGACUCCGACUCCCUCGACUCCGCCUUCAUUCAUUCCCGCGUUUAUAACCGACUCAGCCGGCUUCCUGGAUGGGACGAAACCCAGCGCGCGUACUACAUGGAGCUCCUCUCGCCAAAGAGCGAAUCGACCUUCGAAGAAACCCUGUCUCGCCUCAAGAUCCGAAAGGAGCGAUCGAAAGUGCAGAAACGCGAGCUUUCGAACCAGCAGCUGGCGAUCGACUGCCUCAGCGAGAUGUUCCCUGCGUACGGCAAGGCCUUCAUCGAAGCGAUCUGCCAGCAUUUCCAUCUUCAGGACUGCGAGGAAUCGGAUUGGGAGCCGCGUCUGCAGCACGUGACCGAGCUGAUUCUGUCCAAUCAGCUGCCUCGCGAGCUGCAGUACUUGAAUUCGUCCGCGAAGACGAAUCAGGUGCGCGAUGCGAACGAUCCGCUGGAGAGACAGCGCGUGCUGGAUAGUCUCUUCACAGAGCGCGAAUUGAAGAAAAUGCAGCGACUGGAAGAGAAGGAGCAGAACCAGAACAACGAGGACAAUCCCAACUUGGACCAGGAGUUAAAGCGGAAGAUUUUGUCGCGCUAUGAAGCGAUGAUGUACGAAGACGAGGGCGUGGACGAGGAUUACGUUGCGGCCGUUUACAACCCCAACGAGGAAACCGUCGAGGUCGACGACGACGAAACGAACGCGAUGAAACGCCCUGCGUCGCCGAUGGAGCGGAGAAACCGGAGAAUCGGGGAAACGCGAAGGGGAAAGUGGAGAAUAAGAGUGGAGGGAAGAAAAGCGCGGCAUCGCAGAAGAAGGAAACGACAAUUGGCGGGAAGGAAAAAGGAGAAACGGUGGUAA